Molecule: messenger RNA, 1258 nt
Organism: Ceratosolen solmsi marchali
Lineage: Eukaryota; Metazoa; Arthropoda; Insecta; Hymenoptera; Agaonidae
Gene: mRF1
Product: mitochondrial translation release factor 1
Exons: 3
Coding region: 19-1146 (375 amino acids)
Biological process (GO): translational termination
Molecular function (GO): translation release factor activity
Source: RefSeq, a predicted model, not a curated record
UUUGUUAUAAUAAUUUUAAUGAAGUUACUCAAGAUUCAAGAUUUAAGAUUCAAUAUUCAAUCGUUAAAAUCUAUGGCAAUUAGAAAUCUACAAGUACCAAAAACGGAUGUAAAUAAAUUUUUAAAUAAGCUUACUAAUGCUUAUAUCUCGGAAGAAAGUACAUGCUUUCAAGAGGUAUUAAAUUUUGCAUCGGUAAAGAAUUUACUCGAUGAAAGGAUACAAAUUGUUGAAAAUAUGGAAAACUUAGUAACGCUUAUGGAAGAAGAUGAAGAAUUGAAGAAACUUGGCAAAGAAGAAACUCUUGUUUAUGAAAAUAGACUAAUACAAGUAGACAAUGAAUUGAUCGAUUUGAUCGUUGAUUAUUUAGAUGGUGAUCAAUAUAGCGAUAUUAUUUUAGAGAUUAGUGCAGGAGUAGGUGGGCAAGAGUCGAUGUUAUUUGUUAAAGACCUUUUUGAAAUGUAUUUAAAGCACAUGUCGUAUUUGGGAUAUACUUCAGAGAUAAUACAAUUAGAUGAGAGCUCAAUUGGUGGCAUACGAAAUGUCAGUAUGAUGAUUUCUGGUAAAGAUUGUUAUACAAAAUUAAUACACGAAGCUGGAAUACAUAGAGUGCAGCGCGUACCGACAACCGAAAAAAGUGGUAGGGUACACACGAGCGUUGUUUCGGUAGUUGUUUUGCCACAACCAAAUGAUAUUCAAAUUACUAUAAAUCCGAACGAUUUAAAAAUAGAUACGAUGAGGGCUACCGGUGCCGGUGGUCAACAUGUAAAUACUACAGACUCUGCUGUAAGAAUCACACAUCUACCAUCUGGAGUAACGACUGAAUGUCAAAUUUACAGAUCACAAAUAAAAAAUCGUAAAUUAGCAAUAAUUAAAUUGAGAACAAAGCUUUAUGAUUUACAGUUUAAUAAGGAACAAAAAAGUAUUAUUUCUAUGCGUAAGGAACAAAUGGGAAAACGUGAACGCAAUGAGAAAAUUAGAACAUACAAUUUUACCCAAGAUAGAAUAACCGAUCACAGACUUUCUGAUGGGUCAUUGCAUAAUUUAAAAAAUUUCCUCUUGGGUGGCAAGGCUUUAGAUGAACUUCAUCAGAGGCUAGACGAAUUAUCAAAAUAUAAGUUACUAGUGGAAUUAAUAGCUAAAGUAUAAGUUUUAGUAUACGAUUGUAAGUACUUACCCGCAAAGUGCUAGAAAAGCAAACUAGUUGUAAUUAAUUAAAGAAAAAAUGUACAUACACAAUAGUGUCGAACAUUAUCGAAGU